GCGGGGCUGAGUCAGAACCACAAUAGCCAGGCCAGGAACUACAACUCCCAGGGCAGGCUUUCGGGAGCAGGGCAGCUGGACUACGGGAAGCAUCUGGCAGCGGCCCGCAAGAGGCAACUUGGAGGAUCUGGGUGUAAAAGGCCAGGGUUAGGAGCCACAGGCAUGCUGCGUCCCAAGGCUUUGACCCAGGUGCUAAGCCAAGCCAACACUGGAGGCGUCCAGAGCACCCUGCUGCUGAAUAACGAGGGAUCGCUACUGGCCUACUCGGGUUAUGGGGACACGGACGCCCGGGUCACCGCGGCCAUCGCCAGUAACAUCUGGGCUGCCUACGACAGGAACGGGAACCAAGCGUUUAAUGAAGACAAUCUCAAAUUCAUUCUCAUGGACUGCAUGGAGGGUCGUGUAGCCAUCACCCGAGUGGCCAACCUUCUGCUGUGUAUGUAUGCCAAGGAGACCGUGGGCUUCGGAAUGCUCAAGGCCAAGGCCCAGGCCUUGGUGCAGUACCUGGAGGAGCCCCUCACCCAAGUAGCAGCAUCAUAAUGGGCGUUAGUGAAAGCUGGGUUCAGGAGAGAGAUAACCAUCUGGAGGGGCAGGGACACCUGGGAAAAUCUUCUUGGACUAUCAGGGGAGGGUGGGACUUUGCUUUUUGCAAGAAUAAACUUCAACUCCUGUCUUU
Molecule: messenger RNA, 676 nt
Organism: Microcebus murinus (gray mouse lemur)
Lineage: Eukaryota; Metazoa; Chordata; Mammalia; Primates; Cheirogaleidae
Gene: LAMTOR2
Product: late endosomal/lysosomal adaptor, MAPK and MTOR activator 2
Biological process (GO): positive regulation of TOR signaling
Molecular function (GO): guanyl-nucleotide exchange factor activity; molecular adaptor activity
Source: RefSeq, a predicted model, not a curated record